This is a messenger RNA of Colletotrichum acutatum, 2591 nucleotides long. RefSeq names its product peptidase S8/S53 domain-containing protein. Gene Ontology annotation, molecular function: serine-type endopeptidase activity. Gene Ontology annotation, biological process: proteolysis. The transcript has 2 exons. The record is from RefSeq and is a predicted model, not a curated record. NCBI's taxonomy places the organism in Eukaryota, Fungi, Ascomycota, Sordariomycetes, Glomerellales, Glomerellaceae. Gene Ontology annotation, cellular component: cell wall; membrane. The coding region runs from base 1 to 2364 and encodes 787 amino acids.
AUGCAAGAAAACCUCGACAGCACCAGCAUCGCCUCGAAGUCCGCGCUGCUCCGGGCUUCGCACGAGGACACUGGUGUCUUGCGCUUACACGAGGAGAAUGUAACUGGCGCAAACGUCCGUGUUGCCAUCAUGGACGCUGCGAUUGAUGUGACUGCACCCGGCCUGGUUGAAACGAACAUCGCAUACACCGCUAACUUGCGGACCGGCGCCAAUAACUCAGCCGGGAGCUGUGACCCGCACGGCACCGGGAAUCUCGGCAUCGCCGGCGGGAAGGGCGAUCCUCUAUGGGGUUAUACUGGUGUCGCACCGGAUGCCAUCUUUGAAGCGAUCGCCAACUCUGACUGCGUCAACCCCAUUAACGGGGACGACCAGGUGAAUGACUUCCUUCAUAUGUACGAGCGACACCUGGACAUCAUUUCUAUUCCUUACAGUUACGAGUUAGAAUAUCCUGAAGCCCCUUGGCCCGCGUUGAUAGAGCGUAUGUUUAACAACGGUACUCUUGUUACUACUGUUGCCGGCAACACCGGUCCGGGGCUGUACUCGAUCAGAGCCCCCACGGCGAGUCGCGGUGGCAUGGCUAUCGGUACCUACGACACUUCCCUUGUUCCGGUCUACACAUGGCAAGGAAACUGGACAGCAGGCGGUGAGACUGGCCCAGUGUACUACCACCCGAGUGAUCCCACCGAUACUCAAAUAUUCGACAUGCCCGCCCAGGCCAACUUGACAUUGUGGUGGCCUGGCGCUUUCGACCCUGCAGCUCUUGAGGGACCCCAAGAUAUUGUGUCUCCUUGCCGACCUCUUCCAGCCGGCGCAAAACCGCCCUCAGAUCCGGCAACAACUAUUCUUCUCCAGUCUAGGUACGAAUGCUGGAACGACGCAAACGACACGUCCUUGGAUAUCACCACCAAGUAUGGAAUACCCUAUGUCAUGGGUUACGCCCCCAACUAUGCCAUUCACGCACUCAGCAUCCCCCGCAUGGGUAGUACCAAUCUGAGCCCUUCUAUACGUGCAGCAGUUAAUAUCGGUUUCGAUGAAGCCUCAAAACUCGUAUUGCUACUCGCAAAACACGGCCGCGUUGAUCUCUCCCUGACCGGCGAUCCAUCUUCAGCCAAUAUGAACCUCGCCUUCAUCCCCAACAACCAGACGGGUCUGACACCGUCAUCCUGGACAACCUGGGGUCCGGCCUUGGAUACACAUAUGGGCGUGGCUGUUCUUGGACCAUCGCAGUACGUCGCCAUGCCGUUCCCCGCGCGCCUCGGUGGCCUAGGCGUGUGGGCCGGGACCAGCUUCUCAACGCCGUACCUGGGCGGCGUCGCCGCUCUCGUAAAGUCUGCUCAUCCCGAGUGGUCGCCGCGCCAGAUUCGCAAUGCUAUCGUGGCAACGGCAGAUCCUGUUAACUAUAACGACGGCAUUCCAAACUUCAAAGUUCAUGAUAUCAAGGCCCCGGUCCAGCAGCAAGGAGGUGGAAGGGUCGACGCCUGGUCUGCUGUAAGGAGCGCCACGACUGUCAACGUGACGGAGCUUGCUUUCAACGACACCGAUCACAGACCGCCGUUCCUAAGUUUCACACUCACAAACACUGGUGUCGAGGAGCUCACCUAUCAACUGGAUCAUGUACCAGCGGGUUCAGGUUACGUGAUCGAUCCUGCGGCCCUCUACACCUUCUCAUUGCCAAGUAUCAGCGAUGCCUACGCUAGCGUAUCGAUUUCUCCCAAAACUCUGACUCUAAAAGGCGGCGAGUCUGCGUCCGUGGCAGUAACGAUCCUCUCCGAACCCGACUUGGCCGAUGCAGCAAGUCGGCUAUCCUUUUUUGGCGGUUACAUCGCAGUCCAAUCAUCAGCCUCGGAGGCAAAUCUUCUGACUGUGCCUUAUACUGGCUAUGGAGGAUCGCUGCUGAACUUACCCAUCAUUGAUCGGACUCAGACUGAAUUGAUUGGAGUCAGGCUGCCGGAUUUCGCAUUCAUCGAUGUUGAGCCCGGAAGGAUAUUCAAUGCCACAUACAACGCCAGCGUCGGUACCGACGAGAACCCCAUCACCUAUCCUGACGGCGUAUAUCCCGGAUUUGCCUUUCAGCAAGUUGUGAGGAGCAGGCUAGUCACUUAUUCCAUGGUGAACACCAGGACUGGCGAAGCACCAUUCCACAACGACACCGUCGGAACAGACGCGGAGCCAAUGACUGCAGCCUGGUUUUGGGGCGGCUCAGAGGACAACAGAACCUUUGUGCCGGCUGGAACCUAUGUCUGGGAGGUACUCGCACUACGGAUGAAUGGUGACCGUGAGAACCCAACACAUUUCGAAUUAUGGAGGUCAGACGAAUGGAGUUUGGCUUACAGUCUGAACAGUACUGGCUUGCCUACGGUAUAAUGCUUCUAUGGAGCAUCAGGUAGACGGACAGAGUCUCGUGCAUGUGCCUCUUCUCUUAAUGGAGUUUAAUAUAAGGCUUUUGCUUCUUUGUUCCGUCUAUAAUGUUGAAGAGGUAGAGCUUCGAGGUGGAACAAUCGAAGUGGUUCUUUCGAGCUCUCUCGAGCGGAAAGACUAAUGGCCGACAAGGCUUGUGGGAUGGAGGCAAGACCAAAAUCUGCGUGGAGCUA